This is a messenger RNA of Paralichthys olivaceus (Japanese flounder), 5299 nucleotides long. Lineage: Eukaryota; Metazoa; Chordata; Actinopteri; Pleuronectiformes; Paralichthyidae. The record is from RefSeq and is a predicted model, not a curated record.
GAUGAUGGAAUCGAGCCUGAACAACAAGGCUGAGGGAAGAGAGCAGCUCACAGACGAGCCGAAGAACGACAUCUCUUCAGAAUUCAGCACUUUACCACAAUCACAGAAUGCCAGCACUGAAGAGAGAGACCACCUCCAGGUCUUCCUGCGAAUCCGACCCUUCACCUCAGCAGAGAGAAGUAACGGAGAGUCACUGGAUUGCGUUGCCAUCGAGUCUCCUGACGCAGUCCUGCUGAAGCCUCCAUGUUUGUCGCUGUCGGCGAGACAGAGCGUUGACAGAUCACUUCCACAGACUGGACAACGCUUCCAGUUCUCUCAGGUGUACGGUCCUGAGACGACGCAGAAAGAGCUGUUUGAAGGCACAGUGAAGGAUUUAGUGAAAAAUGUUCUUGAAGGAGGAAACUCGCUGGUUUUCACUUAUGGAGUCACCAACGCUGGGAAGACCUUCACCUUCUUAGGUCCAGAUGCUGAUGCAGGGAUCCUGCCCAGGUCUCUUGACGUCAUCUUCAGUAGCAUCGAUGAGCAGGUUUUCACCGGGACGAGCAUCAAGCCUCAUCGCUGCAGAGAGUUCACACAACUCAGUCGAGAGCAGCAGGUGGAGGAGGAGAUGUUCAAGAGAAACUUCUUCAGGACACUGAAAGAAAGUGACAAGAGCAAUGCCAGCCUGUUGAACUCGACCAAUAAGACGCUCAUUGAAGGUGCGUCCAUCCUCGGGACGACUGUGGCAGCAGAGGACAAAAUCAGCCUUGAUGUGGAAACACACACUAAGUUCUCUGUUUGGGUUUCCUUCUGUGAAAUCUACAACGAGAACAUUCACGACCUCCUGGAGGUGGCAUCCAGUGGGACCCUGAGGAGGACGGUACUGCGUCUGUCACAGGAUGUCAAGGGCAAUGCCUUUGUCAAAGAUCUGCGCUGGGUUCAGGUCAACAGUGCGGAAGAGGCGUAUAAGGUGAUGAAGCUGGGGAAGAAGAACCAGAGCUUCUCCUCCACCCGACUCAACCAACUCUCCAGCAGGAGUCACAGUAUUUUCUCCAUUCGCAUUUUGAGGAUUGAGGAUAUUGGGACUCCGAGGGUCCACACAGUCAGCGAGUUGUGUCUGUGUGACCUCGCCGGCUCGGAGAGAUGCGCCAAGACUCAGAAUAAAGGAGAGCGUCUGAAAGAAGCUGGAAACAUCAACACGUCACUGCUCAUCCUGGGAAAAUGCAUCAAUGCAAUGCGGAACAAUCAGCAGGCCAAGCUGCUUCAGCAUGUUCCCUUCAGAGAGAGUAAGUUGACCCACUACCUGCAGGGCUUCUUCUGUGGCCGAGGCAAAGCCUGCAUGAUCGUCAACAUCAACCAGUGCGCCUCCAUGUACGACGAGACCCUCAACGUCCUCAAAUUCUCUGCUGUGGCACAGAAGGUUGUGGUCUUGUUCUCGAGGCCUCUUACCACUAAACCUCAGAGGUCUGCUGGUGACGUGUCCUUCAUCGUCAGCAGUGCUGAGAGGAAGGUUCCUUGCAGCAGCAGGGGGAGCUCCACGAUUGACUGGGAGAGCAGCCUGGAGGACAUAAAGGAGUACUUGGACAAUGAGUACGAGAAAGAAAAUAACCCGAUGGAGGAAACUGUGGACGAGACCGGGAAUGAAGACGAUGAUAAAAUCCAAAUCAGUAAACAGAUGCAUCAGAAGCAGGUGGCGCUGUUGAGGCAGCUGCAGAUUCAGCUGAAGCGGGAGCGAGCGGAGGGAAUGCUCAUUGAGGCGCGAGUGAGAGAGGAAACCAGCAGAGAAUACUCGGACCUUUUCUCUGAGAUGCAGAUCGACUACAAUGAGCGCUUGGUGAGGGAGAGAGAAAUCUUGGAGGAGCGAGCAGAACGGAGGCUCGAGAUCUUUAAGAACCUCAUUGACAAAAUGACCACAGCUGGAACCGGUCAGGAUGCACAGGACAUGGACAAAUCUCUUGACCCCUCCUCCGACUCGACCGACAUAAAGGAGGCCGCCAAGGCAGCACGUAAAUGUCUGGGCUCAUGUGAAAUAGGAGCCGUGGAGGAGCUGGAGAGGAAAGUGUUGGAGCUGUAUGAGCACCAGGAGAAAGUCAAAGAGAAGGAUGCUCAUAAACACAAAGGUGAAACCAUCGAAGAGGACGAGGAGAAAAUGAAGCUUCUCUCUCAGCUCCAGGAGAAGUCGUCAGAAGUUUCCCAGCUGGAGAAGCAAGUGGAAGAUCUGCAGAGGGCAGCACAGGGCCGCUCCUCGGCGGUCAAGGAGAGUUCACCUGAGCGAGACCAGCUGCAGGAGGCGCUGGCAGCCCUGGAGAAGGAGAAGAAAGCCAGAGAAGAUGUCCUAUCUGCUCUGGAGUACCAGACCUCGGGUAAAGAGGAGGCUCUGGCUUCCUUAGAGGAGGAGAGGAAAGCAAGGGAGGACGCCAUUACCUCAGUUGGUGAGCUGAGACGAGGCAAAGAUGAGGCGAUAGCAUCCCUCGAAAAAGUGGUUCGAGAUAAAGAGGAAGCCAUAGCAGCUCUUGCUGAAGUGAAGGAAAGCAGAGAGGUGGUGCUCGCUGCUCUCAGUGAAGAGAAGAGCGUCGUAGAGGAGGCUCGCUCUCUUCUGGAGAAAGAGACGAAGAAGACGAGCAGGCUCGAAGAGGAGAGAGAGAAGAGGCAGCAGCAGGUUGACUCACUACAACAGGAAGUCAGGGACCUGACCUCCAAACUGGAAGCCGCAGAGCGUCAGGUGACUAGUGAGAGGGAGAGAGCAGAACAAGUCUUAGUCCAGCUGGAUGAACACUCGAAGCAGCUCCAGGUGAAGACUUCUCAGAUCCACGUCCUGACGCUGGAAGCUCAAAACCUGAAGCUGGAGCUGGAGGCCUCCACAUCGUCGUCAGGCAGCAUCGGUGAUCAGCUGAGAGACGAGGCGUCAGUGCUCAGGAAGAAUCUGGCUGAUGAGAAGGAGAAACAUGAGAACAAGUGUAUUCAAACACUCGAGCUGGAGCGUGAGCUGCACCAGGUAAAAGAACAGCUGGAACACAUACAGCAGCUGGAGCAAUUUAACAAGAUGCUUCAUCAACAGCACGAAGCGUCAUUAAGACAAGUUGAAGAGCUCGGGAAGAAGCUUCAGGAGCAGGAAGUGACCUCACAGCAGACACUGGAUGACCUGAGAUCUAAGCUGGAAUAUCAAGAGUGUUCUUCCAAAGAAGACGGAGUCGAGCUCAGAGCAAAACUAGACGAACAAACACAGGCCUCAGAAAAACAGUCGGAGGAGCUCAAAGAAAAGCUGCGAGAACAACAAGCCACGUCACAAAAUCAGCUGGAGGAGCUGAAAUUCAAACUGAGCCAACAACAAGAAACUUCUGACAAAGUCUUAGAUGAUCUGAAGCUGAAGUUCAGCGAGCAGGAGAAAACUGCAGAGCUGCUCAAGGCCGAACUGGAAGAGGCUAGGUCAAAGGUCAAAGGUUCCUCCUGCUCUGAAGAAGAGGUCAAGAGAUUAAACUCUGAACUCCAGACAGAGGUGGCAGCCCUGAGAGAAAAGCUCUCCAACAUAGAAGCUCAGCUCGCCUCUUCAGAGACGACGCAGACAGACACGGACAGACAGACGCAGGAGAGGGCGUCUGAAGAGCUGCAGAAGAAGCUGCUGGAAAAGGAGGCUCGGGUAACAGCCCUGCAGAAGAGCCUGCAGGAAGCACUGGAGCGGCGGGAGGAGGAGGAGAUCCAGGCGGUGCAGGAGGCUCGACGUAGGGAGGUGGAGAGACGCAGGGAGCUGCUGGCUGUCGCUCACGAGGCCAUCGCUCAGAAAGACGAGGAGCUGGAGAAGAGAGGCGACGAGAUCAACAGACUGAAGGAAAAUGCCAAGCAGAGCUCUGAGAAAGUCGAGAGCCUCGGCCUGGAGCUACAGAGGAAAGAGGACGACGCGUCAGAUCUCAGAGAGAAACUGGCUGACUACAAGAAGCAGGUCCAGCAGGUCCAGAAGGAGAUUUCUACGAUGAGGGAAGAGGAGAAGGUUUUGAGACAGAAGCUGACGGACACGGAGAAAACCAAGAAGCAGCUUCAGUCUGACGUCGCCAACAGAGACAGAACCAUCCAACAGCUCAAACUGGAACAGUCAUGUGACACAAAGUCUGACCAGACGCUGCAGCUCUACCAGAAGUCCUGUAAAGAGCUUGAGGUCAAAGAGCGCAUGAUGGAGGACAUGCGUUUGGCUCUGACGGAGCAGGAGGAGACACAGGCGCAGAUGGAGGACGUCCUGGAGCAGAAACUGAACCUCAUCCAGGAACUGACGGACGAAGUGGAAAAACUGAAGGGGAAGUUGUUGCAGCCCGACGGUGGAGUCGACGGCUCGUCACAUGACCGUGAUGUCAGACAGGCCAAACAAGAAGCUGCACAGGCCCAGGAAAAACUGAAACUGUGUACGGACAAACACCAGGCCGAACGCAAGAAGUGGCUGGAGGAGAAGCUCUCUCUGAUUGGCCAAGCUAAAGAGGCGGAGGACAAGAGGAACCAGGAAAUGAGGAAGUUUGCUGAAGACCGAGAGCGUUACGCUCGCCAGCAGAGCCAGACGGAGGCGCUGUCGUCCCAGCUGACGGAGAAGGAUCAGACCAUGGAGACGUGGAGGAAGGAGAGAGACACUCUGGUUGCAGCUUUGGAGGUUCAGCUCCAGAAACUUCUCUCCAGUCAGGCAGAGAAAGACAAACUCAUCCAAGAGCUACGCCACAAUACCACACAGCCGCCACCAGAGUGUGAUGAUGGUGCUGGUGAUGAUGAUGGUGUCGGCGUGGCAGCGCUGCAGGCUGCUCUGCGUGAGAGGGAGGCCGACAUCCAGCGACUGAAGGAGGAGCUGAAAGCGUCCACUGUCCGUCAGGUGGACACGGUCGCUCAGCUUAAAAGCAGCGAGAGCCCUGCUCCACUGGCAGGGAAACCCCAGAGUGAAACCAUCAGCAAGAGGUCAGAAGGAAGGAUGGACACCAGAGCGUCAGUCAGCAGCCAAGGAUCAGCUGGCUUCCCGUCUGUCCUCGAUUCGUCCGAGAUCUCCACGGAAAAUGGCCGGAUGAGCCGCUUCCCUCGGCCAGAGCUGGAGAUCUCCUUCAGCCCUCUGCAGCCCAACCGCAUGGCUCUGAGGCGCCAGGGAGAGGAGAGCGCUGUCACCGUCAAAAUCACCCGCUCAGCACGAAAGAGAAAGAGCGGAGAGAUGGAGAAGUCUCACAUUUUCAGGAGGAGUAAACGACGACCGACACGUGAGGUACAUAUUUUAAUUCUAUUCAAAAACUUAAUGUUUCCAUCCUUCAAGCACAAAUUCCUCAUCACAUUCUCCAUCAUCAUUUAACACGGUAGCUUUAGU